AUGGCAGAGAUCUACCCUUACGCGAUUACCAACCAUGGGCCUUACUAUAAGUAUAUCCUCGCAGAUGAAGAUGGAUACAAGAUGGAGAUGACCACUGAUGGGGAUUAUCCAAAUUUUGGAGGCCUUGAGAAGGAAGAGGGAAGAUGGGUGGAAAUCUUUGUGCUAACUAGCUCUCCGUUCAGGCUAAAUGCUUCGCGCUGUACGCAAGUCCGCAUCAUCGAACCUCUGAACAGUCGUCUUUUCUUGGACUUCAAAAGCAUCCAUGAAAUCCCUCGCAUGCACUGGCGUGACCUCAGAUAUCCCAUAGUGGUCUUCAACACGAAAGCCUAUCUCGAUGCCCCUUCAGGACCAAGGAUGGAGUUUUACAUAAGGGACAACAUUGACCAUCAGAUAAAAUGUGUGGUGACCGGCGAUCAGGCAUAUGCCUUCCGAGAUGGUCUUGAUUACAUGAGUGAUGGGGGUCGUAGACAGGUGAUUGUGGCACUUAAGAUGUGGAGAGUCUGGAAAUUUAUGCAUAUGUGUUAUUUUGGUCCUCCUGAAAUAUGGCUUGAGGCCGAAGGUGGAUUAUCGGACUUCAGGUUCAAUCCGCGUUUGCCCGAGGUUGAGGAAUUCAAGCAAUCUCUACUAAACAGCGACCCUUAUGUUCAGAAAUAUGGGGUUAAAGGUCUCGUGUAA
Eruca vesicaria subsp. sativa (arugula) is the source of this 675-nucleotide messenger RNA. The record is from the annotation of a GenBank genome assembly. NCBI's taxonomy places the organism in Eukaryota, Viridiplantae, Streptophyta, Magnoliopsida, Brassicales, Brassicaceae.